UUCUGGAGUCUAGAAGAUGACAAGAAGAUUCCAAUACAUGGCCGGAAAAUCGCUUCCUUCUUCACGGGGACUUCCCAGUUGUCAACAUCUUACCUGCAGACAAUGUAUCUUCUGGCCGUUUUGCUGCUUCUAUACCGGGAUGUAUCCUCCAUAGAUGUUACAGUUGUGGGGAGAAGAGGGAAUUCUACAGUUCUACAAUGUGGAGGAGAUCCUGGAGACCCAAUAACGGGAGUUAUAUGGAAGAUCCAUCACAUGAAUAAUUCUCGGUGUUUAUUCUCAUAUGCUCCAUACAACAGAGGAAGACAGAUAUACAGCAACUGCAGUACAAGAAUUACAUUCACCAAUAGAACACUGACCAUCCACAACACCCAGAUCUCUGAUGGAGGAAAUUAUACCUGUGAGAUGUCAUCUCUCGAAGGGACCUUCAUCACUACAACUAUUUUACAAGUAUUAGCUCAGCCCUCUGUGUCUCUGGAUAUAAACAGUGAUGGAUCUCCGGAGUGUAGAGCCAUUGGUGGAUUCCCGGCUGCAGAGAUCUCCUGGAUCCCACCUUCAGAUGAUAUAAACACAACAGAAAUUAAAGAUUUGGAUGAUACCUGGACAGUGAUCAGCACAUACAAGUCUGAUGGAGACAUGGUGACAUGCCUUGUGUCUCAUCCCACAUUUGUGAAUCUCUGGAGCCAGUCAAUUGCAUCACCACCAGAUACAAUUGGUGCUACCCAUUAUUUUUGGAGAAUUGUUGCCCUCGUCAUCUUCAGUUGUCUUGUCAUAGGAGUCUUUUUAUACUGCAGAUACAAGUCCAAGGCAAUACCUAUGUAGGAAUAGAGACAUAAUCUAAAGUGGAACUCUGGAGGGUAUUUGUAAUCCAAAGGAUCAAGUAAAUCAAGCACACAUGACCAGAGGCCUCUCACCAUUCCUGAUGGUUCAAUGAUGGACAAUGUCUGUAGCCUCCUUCCAGUAUCUCCGAAAUCUUUGAUGCAGCAUUACUGGGACAGCAGCCUAGAAUAGAACAGCGGCUCCCAGGAACAACAGCUCAGUUUACUGGUAGAGCCAGCAGCCUUGGCAUAAGGCACAAAGCUUAGUCCUAAAUCACAAGACCCUCUGGUGGCACCUUACCCCAGUGUAGUGAUUCUCCUUUGAAUCCUCAAAACAAGAUACGACGGCAUCUGGUUUAGAUCCGACAGGUUACGUCUUCGUACGCCUUC
Molecule: messenger RNA, 1205 nt
Organism: Rana temporaria (common frog)
Lineage: Eukaryota; Metazoa; Chordata; Amphibia; Anura; Ranidae
Product: cell surface glycoprotein CD200 receptor 1-B-like
Exons: 5
Coding region: 103-819 (238 amino acids)
Biological process (GO): regulation of neuroinflammatory response
Cellular component (GO): external side of plasma membrane
Molecular function (GO): signaling receptor activity
Source: RefSeq, a predicted model, not a curated record